AUUCCCAUAAAAUGACAGCGACAAGGCCACAGUGAGUGGCUGUCUGGGGUCUGGGUGAGGCUUCAAUGGGGCGUGAUAGGAAUCGUUGAUAAUACCGGUUACUUCUGGUUAUAUGUGGGUGACACGUUUAAUAUAGUAACGAUGUUCGUCCUUUAGUUCGUCUUCAACCUGAUAAAUGUAGACAUUAGGGAUGGAGAAGAGACGUGGCAAGCUAACUUUUAGCUAGCACCAGGCCCAAAAGCCGGGGUGUUUCCUGCUCCUGCUUACCCUCAUCCUCGACGUCAUCCUCGAAGUCCUCUGGAUCGCUGAAGGAGGGCUCUUCCUCUUCAUACUCUGGGUCGUCCACCAUAUCCACCGUUUCUUGCAUUUAUCACGACUAAAAGACGGAUUUCACUCCACCACAAAGCAGAAUCAGGGAAAUUAAGAGGCUGGCGGUCCUCGGCCGGUGCGGCACCAUGUGCGAUAACGUGAAAAUGGACGAUUGGACGGAAACGUGACACCGGAAGUGGUUCGGGGGGAAGCACGCGCUGCACGUAAUGCGUAGAGUUGUAAAGCAUAUGGAUGGUGCUCUAAAGCGUCUUUUUACCUAUCAGUGCUUCUAUAAAUCACUGAACUGCGCAGUUGUUGUUGCUGCGACAAUUUUACUCUCGCAGAAGAAAGAAGAGGGAAGUCAUGCGCCGGUAAAUGUGAAACUACUUUCCCGCGAGAGAGUAGUCGGCUAAACUACAAGGAAUAAAACAACCUGUCAUCUUUUAGCUUUCUAUUCUUGUUCAUUUUAACUUCAUGACACAAAGCUGUAGCCAUGCUUCAAAGUGAAACGAGUCUGCGUUCACCAUGUGUGCCUCAAUGUAACUGAACUUAGAGGUAAAGGUUGAGGAACUGCGUGGAUUUACUCUGAUGGUUCAUUAAGCAUACACACACACGUAUAUAUACAGUAGUACCAUGGAUAGAGAGUGUGUGUCGCUGCUGCCCAGAGUGUGUGAGGUUCUGGCGGACUCGGGGAGGUCUCUGCCCGAUGACACCAGUCUGGAGAAACUGCUGGACUGGUUCACAGGGCUCAACAACAAGGCUGGUGAUUCUCUGCUGGAGUCUUGCCCAUGUCUGAUCAAAUUCAUCUCCGCUGUGAUCGACGACAAAGACUCAGACCCCAGUGUCCUCUCCUUCACUCUCAAAGUCACAGGAUUAAUUGCAUCCACUGAGGACGGCUUCAAAACACUUCAGGAACGCUCGGUUCUGGACGUAGCAUUCAGCAUUCAGCACUGGAGAGAUGCAGAGCUCUGGGAGGAUCCCUGUGUAAGGAUUGGCUGGAUCCAGGGCUUAAAUAACUCCCUGCAGCACCCAAAGGCUCUGAGUUUCUUUGUAAAAUCAGAUUUUAUUGAACCGCUCCUAAAACUCCAAACAGACUCAAGCUUGUUUGUUGCCUCGGCUGCCAACCAUAUGCUCGCCCACAUCAUGCUCUUCUUCCAGCCGGCCUCAUCUGCAGGAUGUAACAGUGUGUACAAGAAAGACAAAGCAAAUGGGAGCACAAAAACCCUCAAUAUAGACUCGGAACAACCAGCAGCAGAUCACACAGCUGUUGUGAAGGUGAUCUCUGAGUACCUCAGGGAGUCACUUGUACCCAAAGACAACACACAGCUUCAUCAGAGUUUGCAGACCCUCAAGAUGCUGGUCCUGCUUCUGGCGCAGGCUGGACAUCCUCUGAGGGACGAGCUGCUCCAGACUGUCACAGGGUCUCUGGAGGAGGUGGUGACAGCAGGCUGCAGUCAGCUGACAUCACUGCUGAUGAACGUCGUUUUGGCUGCAUACAGAAGCUCCAGCACUGAUGAACGUGUCCCGGACCAGCGCGUCGACCGUCUGCUGUCGUCCAUGUUGAACAUUAACAAACCCUCUGACCUCAUUCGGGCUGCAGCUGCCUUUCUUCACAGCGGCCAUCAAGAUGCUUCCCACACAGCCCAGGCUGUACGAAUACUACUGCUUCCUCUUGAAAUCAUAACUGGUCACAAUCUGCUGGACUCUAACACCACUGCCAAAGACCAUCAGGUUACUGUGGCAGAGCAUCUGAAGAGUAAAACCUCCUGCAUCUCUGUGAUCUGUACCUGUCUGUCAACCACAGCAAACAUCCCCCUCCUGCCCUCUGGCCUCCUCCCCUGUCCUCCGGUUUUAAUUAUCCCUGCAGUUCUCUCCUUAUUGAGGAUCUGCAGCGGUGUCUCUUCCACCCUCUCCUCUGGUUGCAGUGAGACCUGCAGGAAUGUGAUCGGCAGUGGCAAAAUUCAGAAAUGUGCCCUGGAGGCUCUGAUGUCUCUGAGCAGCAGCCCAGGAGCACAGGAGGAAGUCGGUGAAGUUUUUGCAGUGCUGAUAGAAUAUCUGAAGAAUCCUGAUUCUGACCCCACUGUUCUCCAUAAGUCCUACCAGGCCUUAGUAAAGUGGAUCAGUGUGUGUAAAGAUCUUUCCUUUUCUAUCAUAACAGACCAGAUCAGACAAGAUCUGUCCAACGUGGUGAGGAAGCGUGUGUGUGACAUGCGCUGGGAGGUGAGAGACUCAACCGUAGAGUUUCUGGGACACGUUGCCGACAUACGUGUCCUAAAAUCAGCAGGAGAAGUGUGUUCAGCGUCUGAAGCUCUGCUGGGAGGCUGCUGUGCCACCUCGCUCUUGAGGGAGGCGCUUCAGGAUACAGAGAGUUACGUUAGAGCAAGUGCUGUCUCUGCUCUGGCAAAGACACUGACACACAGCUGGCAGCAGGGGGCAGAACUCACUCAGGAAGAGACUGAAAUUGUGAGCCGGCUGCUUGAAAUCCUCUCUCAGGAUACAGAGGGAUUUGCUAGGAGGGCUGCGGUACGAUACUUCAUCACCUGGUUUUCCUCCUCCUCCUCCUCCUCCUCCUCUCUCCUGAUGCAGAGUGUUCGCUCCAUCCUCUCUCAGGGAAGUGCAGAUCUGGACUGGGAGGUCAAAGUUCACACUCUGGAGCUGGCUGAGCAUCUCAUGGACAAAUCGUUUUCAGGUCAGAAGGGUUACAGGAAGGACUCUGUCACUACUGAUACCCAGCCUCACCCUUAUGGCGUAGUUUCUGAGCAGACCUCCACCCUCCACUCUCACACACAUAGUGUGGAGUCAGGUUUGGUUGUAGCGUUGAAGGAUCUGGUCGAACUGGGAGUCGUUUCAGCGCUGAUGAUUGGUCUGGUUGAUUGCGAUCGCCCUGUGGGUCUGAAGGCCUGCCAACUUUUGAUAAUACUCAGGGAGACAGUCUGCCCUCUGUCGCUGGGUGCACAGGAUGCCACCAUGGCAACAAUUGCUCAAGUGUCCUGUGAACUUCCUGGCUCCGGCUGGGGGCGGGAAAUCAGAAAGAUUCUGGCGAUGAAGACGAACGAUUUGGCCCGAGAGGAGGGCAGAAGUUUGAACGGAGCAGGAAGAGGUGGCACUGAAGAAGAGUGUGAGGUGGAGGAAGACAAGAAUGGGAAAGUUAGUAUGACUGUUGGUGUGUGUGAGGUGUUGAGGUCUCUGGGUUUAGACGACAGGCUGGAGGUCCUGAAUCAGAGCAGUGACCACAUCCACAACUCUCCCCUCUCUCUGCUGCAGGACAUUCUGACUGCAAGGGUGGCUCACACUAGUGCUGACACACAAUCGGGGCAGGAGGUGAUAGUGGACUGUUACUGACACACACACAAACUGAACCCCCACACACUCUGCCUUAUGAUGGCUGCUGUCAGUGAUCAACAACACCCUCUAAUUCCAAGUUACGGUUGUCUUCAUGUUUAUUGAUUCUUUUUCUACUCGAGUGAAAGCUGGAUUCCCUUUGUUACUGAAUUCUACUUACAGACCGACUCUGACUUGUAACGGAGCACUCUUUAUGUUUGUGUUGAUGUAACAUGAAAAGAUAUAUUGAAAAACAUACAGAUUAGACACCUCGUAACUCAUAUUCUCCAACCAAACAGAAAAUAGUUUAUCUUUGUUGGCUUUUUCCUGACAAUAUGUACUGUUAAUUGGUGACACAGUUUGGUCAUAUUUGUCUUUCCUAUCACCAAAGAUUAGUCACAGCUCAACAACCAGACUUCCACUCGAGCACACCUUUCCUCUUGGGUUUGAAAAGUGAAGCUGAUGUAGAAAUGUGUCGGAAACCUGCACCCUGUUCUAAUGGCCAGCAGGGGGCGACUCUACCGGUUGCAGAUUGAAGUCAGACUGAACAGAAACACAAAAGUGAACCUCACUAAAAAUGUUCCUAUUGAGUCUAUGCUCUGGAUUUAUAUAAGAUUGAUCAGGAUCAGCUUCAUGUUGUGGGUACCUUUUGAUUGACUUGUUUGUACCAUGACCAGCUAUCAUUCAGGAUAGAGUUGCAAAAGAAAGAAAGAGACAAAUGUGUCUAUACCAUAGACUGUAUAAAUAUGGACGUAGGAUCCGUGACGUCACCCAUCUGUUUCUGAAGCGCUGUUUUGAGGCCAAUCAUCAGCAGGGGCUAUAUUUUUGCUGUCGAGCGAUUGUGUCGUAAAGAGGCGGGCUUUGAGCCUCCUAGCCAACAGCUACAGUGUUCCCGCCUGUCAAUCAAGGCAGCUAUGCCUCUAUCCAGACUUCACUCAUAUUUUGUACCAGGAUGUUAACAUGUUUAUUUCUGCUGUAAAGAUCAGCUUUUUUGAAUUGGUGUGUAUGUGGUUUCCGGUAUUUCCAGAGCCAGCCUCAAGCGGAUCCUCGAUGGACUGCAGUUUUUAGCACUUCCGCAUUGGACUCAUAUUCUUAGACCGGAGGUUGCCGCUUGAUCUAUACGUUACACAGGAGAUUUAACAAUCAGACACCUUGUUUGGAUCUUUGAUACCAGAACUCAUGAAACAUUUUAUUACACUGCGUAUGUGUCCUGUAAAUCAAAAAUGUCUGUCAAGCAUAAAGAAACUGUAAUAUAAGAGCAUCAUCAGGUCUAACUGUAAACUGUUGCUCUUCAAACUAAUUAUUAUAAAUAAAUAAAAAGAUUAGGGUUUGUAAAAGUGGCUGCUUCCUCUGAA
Messenger RNA from Notolabrus celidotus (New Zealand spotty), 4985 nucleotides. It is a transcript of the gene brat1, whose product is annotated as BRCA1-associated ATM activator 1. The record is from RefSeq and is a predicted model, not a curated record. The coding region runs from base 943 to 3651 and encodes 902 amino acids. The transcript is spliced from 12 exons. NCBI's taxonomy places the organism in Eukaryota, Metazoa, Chordata, Actinopteri, Labriformes, Labridae. Gene Ontology annotation, biological process: DNA damage response; cell population proliferation; positive regulation of protein phosphorylation. Gene Ontology annotation, cellular component: nucleus.